AUGGAGCAACGAAAGGAAGAGGUGACACGGAGACCGUUGUAUGUGUACGACCUCCCUCCGGAUAUUCUAUCAACAUUAGCACGCAAAGACGGCGCGAGUGAGGGACCACAAGAGGAUUCUACUCUGGAAACGGCCAAGACAGAGCCUGUAGAACCGAGAACAGAGGACGCUGUUGGGUCGAAAGCAUGUUCGUUGUGCGGGGUAUCAUUUCAUACUGUGGCAGACCAGAGAAGUCAUGUCAGAUCCGACUUGCAUGGCUACAACCUGAAGCAGAGGAUACGAGGCGGAAGACCAGUAACAGAAGCAGAGUUUGAGAAAAUGAUUGGAGAUCUCGACGAGAGUCUUUCAGGCUCUGACUCAUCAGAUUCCGAAGACGAGGAGGAUGACGAAGGAAGGAAAGAAACAACAUUAAGUGCGUUGCUGAAGAAGCAAGCAGCAAUAUCCUCGAGCAAAAAUGGGGACGCGGACGACUUUUCUCCUGCAAAGCGGAAACGUGGUUCUGGCAAAACUCCACUUUUAUGGUUCACAACACCUACUUUGCCAACCAACACAUAUCUAGGAAUAUACCGAGCUAUCUUUACAAAUGCUGAGCAAGAAAAGGAGCCUACGAUAUUGGACAUCAUCCAAAAGAAGCAAUUAUAUCCAAAACCACAGAAGAAAGUCCCGACCGAUUCGAACAAUGGAGUGCCAUUACCAGAAGCAUACAAAGGACCGCAUAUAUUCUUAUGUAUGAUCGGAGGAGGUCACUUUGCCGCCAUGGUUGUAUCGUUAGAACCGAGACAGACAAAGUCCUCAGCUACGGGGCCACUUUCCAGAGACGCAACUGUGCUUGCUCAUAAAACCUUCCAUCGAUAUACCACUCGUCGAAAGCAAGGUGGUUCGCAGUCAGCAAACGAUAAUGCUAAAGGAGCGGCCCAUUCUGCUGGAUCAAGUCUCAGAAGAUAUAAUGAGCAAGCACUUACUGAUGAAGUACGGUUAUUGCUGUCAGAUUGGAAAGGCAUGAUUGACACCUCGGAGCUAUUGUUUAUUCGAGCAACCGGAAGUACAAACAGAAGGACUCUUUUUGGUCCAUACGAUGGACAGGUUCUACGACAGAAUGACCCUCGAAUACGAGGGUUCCCAUUUAGUACUCGUCGAGCUACGCAAAAUGAGUUACUGCGGUCUUUUGUUGAGCUUACCCGAGUCAAGGUUCUUGAAGUAGACGAAGCUGCGAUUGCCGCUGCUAAGGUUGCUGCAGAAGCAGCUGCGCAGCAAGCUUCAGCCUUGAAAGCAAACAAGCAAUCUGCACCAACAAAGCCUAAACUUUCCGAAGAAGAGGAAGAAGCUUUGCUUCAUACUGGACAACUUCAGGCUCUAGUCCGACGGUCAAAAGUACCCGCCCUACUUUCGUACUUGAAGAACAACGAGUUAUUGCCAGAUUUCAGAUUCCAUCCUCUUGAUUCCAAGCAGAAUUUCCAUGCUCCUACUCCUCUACAUCUUGCUGCCAGCCAGAAUUCGGCACCUCUGGUAUCAGGUCUCCUCAAUAAAGCAGGCGCAGACCCGACAGUAUUAAAUGGCGAUGGUAAAACUGCGUUCGAUCUCUCUGGGGACCGUGCGACCAGAGACGCGUUUCGCGUUUCGCGCCAAGAACUAGGAGAAAAUAAGUGGGACUGGGAAGCUGCACAUGUUGCAUCUGCGAUUUCAAAAGCCGAGGCUGGGCAAAGAGACAAGAGAGAGAAAGCAGAAGAAGCCAAGAAGGAAGAAGAUAGGAGGAAGGCUGAAGCUACUCGGUUGAAAGAAGAGGGCCCGAAGAUUCCGGAUACAGGACCAUUGGGAAAGGCGGCUGGAAGAGGCAGAGCGAUAGCUUUGCAGAAGACAGCACAAGAGAAGACGGAAGAGGAGAUGAGGGGCAUGACGCCAGAGAUGAAGCUGAGAGUGGAGAGAGAGAAGAGAGCUAAAGCUGCUGAAGAGAGGAUGAAGAGGAUGGCAGGCAAAUAG
Messenger RNA from Mollisia scopiformis, 1977 nucleotides. RefSeq lists its product as uncharacterized. Gene Ontology annotation, molecular function: protein binding. NCBI's taxonomy places the organism in Eukaryota, Fungi, Ascomycota, Leotiomycetes, Helotiales, Mollisiaceae. The transcript has 3 exons. Bases 1 to 1977 code for a protein of 658 amino acids. The record is from RefSeq and is a predicted model, not a curated record.